Molecule: messenger RNA, 1548 nt
Organism: Trichobilharzia regenti
Lineage: Eukaryota; Metazoa; Platyhelminthes; Trematoda; Strigeidida; Schistosomatidae
Source: the annotation of a GenBank genome assembly
CGGUCAAUAGUGUACUCGCAUGAAACUUGCACUUUUUCAAAAUGAAGGACUGCGCGGAAACUAAAAACCAUCAAGCCAGACUUUGUCACUUGAAAAAGUGGCCGAAUUUUAGUGGCUAUGGAUUCAGCCUACGAACAGACUCUUUAAAAAAUGAGCAUAGGGUUGAAAACGUUGAACUGCUGUCACCCAGUGAAUCAGGGGGUCUCCUCGCCGGUGAUAUUAUUCUAUUGGUGAAUAACAAAAGUGUAGGCAAGUCUAGAUUCAUACUUACUGUCAUUCAAGUAGAUCGUCUUUCUCAUAUAGAGGUUGUGAAAAUGAUCAAAGAAAAACAAGAUGUGGAGUUACUAGUUGCUCAGCCUUAUGAUUUAGCAUACUUUAAAAAAUUCAAAGAUCCACUAACUUUAGCGUCUAAGGAUCCAAAACGAUGCGAGACUUCAGUGGAGUUCCAUGUUUUGAUUUUUCGCAAAAAUGGAACCGAAAUGGAACAACAAAUCUUUUAUUGAUCUGAUAUUGUUAUUCAACAGCCGCUUGAAAUUCUACGCAAUUUACAGUGGGGCAACACGUUUGUCAUUUGUUUGAAGGCUAGUGAUAUUACCACGACUUCGAGAACCUUGGUAGUUGGAGUGGGAUUCAAUCCUUCGAUCUCUUGAUUGGCAGUAGAUCACCUGAACCAAUGUGCCACAAUUCCAUUUUACAUUGAAAUGAAUCAGCUAACUGGCGCUGAACGACAUUUAAUCAAAGCUGAUUCAGAUACACUGAAUGAAAUUUAUGAACGUAAACGUCAUUUAAAGUUGCAUAAUAAUAUUGUUGGUCGUUUAAAUUCACGUGGCAAUAUCGGUGUUGAAAAUGUUACCAUUGACGGUAAAUCUUGUAUAAAUUAUGGUUAUAGUCAUGAAAUGGAACACUGAAAAUAAUGUGGACGAUAAUUAUGUCAUUAUGAAUGAUAAGAAGAUACUACUGCUUACAUCAGAAGAUAGUAAUAUAUGGAAUUUUUAUUGCUGAAAUAUACAACUACGCGCUGAUCAAUACACGCACACUCACACACACACACAUAUCAAGGUGAUAACAGAUAUAACACACACACACACACACACACACUUUUCCCAGAUUUUUCUAAUAGCCUAUUUCAAUACCCUUCUAAAAUGUGUAGAGUAAUUUACUUGUAUUUGAUACGAGCUACUUUUGUACUUCACCUUUUUUAUCCUUACUUAUUACGUCUACCAUCCAUCUGUCACUGCUGAUUGCAUGUUUACAGAAAGACAUGGUAGCCUUUUGUUAUCAGCAUUGUUUUUAUGGAUACAUCUCUGUGCCUUGCUUGUGAGGUCGACAGUUGACUCUCAUGGAACACACAGAUACACGCACACGCGUACAUACAGAUAUAUACAUACAGACGCCCUCAAAUCUUUGCAUAUCAAUGCAUUCAGCACAUCAUACGGUUGUUCAUUUUGAUUGCUUUCUCGCUUUUUCGACCUUUCUCGAAUGAUUCACCUCUUUUUUUUACUUAUAAUUAUAUAUAAUAAUGUCUUAUGAAUAAAUAUUAGUUUAUGU